UGGCGCCGCGCGCGGCCGCCGCUCGCCAUGGCCAGGGAGGACUCGGUGCGGUGCCUGCGCUGCCUGCUCUACGCGCUCAACCUCCUCUUCUGGUUGAUGUCCAUCAGCGUAUUAGGUGUUUCUGCUUGGAUGAGAGACUACUUGAAUAAUGUUCUCACCUUAACUGCAGAAACAAGGGUGGAGGAGGCUCUCAUUUUGACAUAUUUUCCUGUGGUCCAUCCAGUCAUGAUCGCUGUUUGCUGUUUCCUUAUCAUAGUUGGAAUGUUGGGCUACUGCGGGACAGUGAAAAGAAAUCUGUUGCUUCUUAUCUGGUACUUUGGAAGCUUGCUUGUAAUAUUCUGUGUUGAACUGGCCUGUGGUGUUUGGACCUAUGAGCAGGAAAUAACGGUUCCUGUGCAGUGGUCUGAUAUGAUCACUCUAAAAGCCCGGAUGACCAAUUAUGGCCUACCUAGAUACCAGUGGCUCACCCAUGCUUGGAAUUUCUUUCAGAAGGAGUUUAAAUGUUGUGGGGUGGUAUACUUCACAGACUGGCUGGAAAUGACAGAGAUGGAUUGGCCUCCUGACUCCUGUUGUGUCCGGGAGUUCCCAGGAUGUUCGAAGCAAGCUCAUCAUGAGGAUCUCAGUGACCUUUAUCAGGAGGGCUGCGGUAAAAAAAUGUACACUUUUCUGAGGGGGACAAAGCAAUUGCAAGUGCUGCGGUUUCUGGGGAUCUCCAUUGGAGUAACACAGAUUCUGGCCAUGAUCCUCACUAUUACCUUGCUGUGGGCUCUGUACUAUGACAGAAGGGAUCCUGGGGCAGACCAGAUCAUGUCCCUGAAGAGUGACACUGCGCAACACCUCUCAUGUCAUUCGGUGGAGCUGCUGAAACCAAGCCUAACGCGGAUCUUUGAGCAUACAUCCAUGGCAAACAGCUUUAAUACACACUUUGAAAUGGAAGAGCUAUAGGUGAUUCAGGGGGUCAAAGGAGUUGCAAAGGGUUUUAAUCUCCCUCUUUUUUUUCCCCCUUUUUUGGUGGUGUUUUUAUUCUGUUCCAUCCAGCACAUUGAGUAUACCGGUCUUCCUGUGCUUCAGAAAAUGGCUAGAGAGAAAAGAGCAGACGAGAAAGACAGACAAGCAAAAAUGUCUGUUAUUUGGUCUCUUUGGACAACCGUGAAGCAGGGGUGGCUCUAUGUUUUCAGAAGGCAUUAAUUCACUGGGCAUGGUAGUGUUUAACUUAUUUUUACAAGGUGUGUGAUGUGCAAAGUACCCAUGUAUCCGCAGGUAGAUGGACAGAGCUAAUGACCUACUCCGAAGUACCACUGAAAAGGAAGUGAGAGACUUGUCUUCCAAAGAAAUGACUGGGCUUUGGCCAAACUUGGAAUCUGACUUCAGCUGAAAUAGACUUUUACAUUUUUACUAAGCCAUUUGGAAAAUGUCUUAAAAUAAUCAGGGAUCUACAUGUAGAUAAAUGUGUGUUUUGUGUGUGCAUGGAUAGCAGAACUACAAUUCAAGUAAAUACUUGGAUUUAAAAAUUGCAAGAUUUGUUUUUAAAAAAGCAAGAUUCUUUUUCUAACAAAAUCCUUAUCUUAGCUAUUGUUGUUGAAGAUGUUCUAAAACUUCUAUUUUUAUCUAACAUAACUGUUUAAUUCUUAAGUUUAAAUUUAUUAAACAGAUUAAAACCAAAACUGACUCUGGACAAUAGACUGAUUUUCUGAGUAGUUGUAGAAAAUUCUUCUCUGAAACAGUUUGUUCUGUGGACUAUUUGUUGUUAUUAAAGAAAUAAAAAGCAUUCUUUCCAAACUGGGUAUCAGUAUAGGGAGUAGCAUGUUUUUGCAGAUAUAUCCAUUUUUCUAUCCAUGUUUCCCCUCAAAAUACUAACAAAAAACUGCAAGAAAAAUUCUUGUUGUUCUGGUUGCUA
Molecule: messenger RNA, 1897 nt
Organism: Nothoprocta perdicaria
Lineage: Eukaryota; Metazoa; Chordata; Aves; Tinamiformes; Tinamidae
Gene: TSPAN12
Product: tetraspanin 12
Exons: 7
Coding region: 28-945 (305 amino acids)
Cellular component (GO): membrane
Source: RefSeq, a predicted model, not a curated record